GCAACUAAAAUUUAAAGAGGAACUCAACGAGAUAUACAUUUAGUUGAGAAUUGAAAUUGAAUAAUGGCGGUUUUAGGCCUUCUUUCCCAGUUACUCUUAUACAUUUCAGCUGCUUUAGUUACUUUAUUUUUGUGCGUAUAUGUGUACUUUAGCUAUUCAUUUACAUAUUGGAAACGAAAAGGCGCUCCUUACAUAAAGCCCAAAUUUCCCCUUGGAAACAAUGACUGCUUCGGUGCUGAAGCCCUCUCUUAUGGACUGGAAACAGUGGAUUGGUAUAAAGAGGCGAAACGGAAGGGACACACAAUCGUAGGGACAUGGAAUUACUCAAAUCCUGUGUUACUUUUAAUAGAUCCAGAGGUCAUCAAGAAUGUUUUAGUCAAGGAUUUCAAUCACUUUACGGAUAGAGACUUUUUCCAUAAUCCAAAGCACGAUCCUAAAAACGAAAGUAUUUUUGUAGCGGAAAAUGAGGAGUGGAGACAAUUGAGGCAGCGGCUAUCGCCAGUUUUUUCAACAGCUAAAAUGCGAGUCAUGUUUGAGCUCGUAAACAAAUGUGCAGAACCAAUGAUGCAGUUGUUUGAAACAUAUUCUCAAUCCGGAGAUCCAAUGGAUAUAAAAGAUAUAGUUGCCAUGUUCGCAACAGACGUUAUUGGCUGCGUAGCAUUUGGACUAGACGCUGGUAGCUUCAAUCCUCACGAAGCGAAAUUUCGUCUAAUUGGCAGGAAAUUCUUCGAGUCAAAUCUGAAAACCAAAAUUCAUUUAAUAAUUGGCCGGAUAAAUGUAAAAAUUGCCCAAUUUCUUGGUUUGCGUGUUAUACCAGAUUUCCUAACGAACUUCUUUACUGAAGUUAUUGCCGAAAAUGCAAGAUUUCGUCAAGAAAAUAACGUUAGAAAAGCAGACCUGAUGCAGUUGCUCCUUGAUCUUUAUGAGUCCAGCAAGGGACAAAAUGAUGCAUUUACUUUUGAUGACUUCGUUGGAAAUGUUAUUGUCUUUUUUAUAGCAGGAUUUGACACCUCAUCAACUACAAUGCAUUAUGCAUUAUACGAGCUAGCGAGAAAUCCAGACUUGCAAGAAAAAACUAGAGUGGAAAUUGAGACGGUGCUCAAAAAACAUGGUGGUCAUUUAACAUAUGAAUCUUUCCAAGAUAUGACGUAUCUUCGACAAGUCAUCGACGAAACAUUAAGAUUGUAUCCACCCGUUCAAAAUGUGGCCCGAUUCUGCGUUAAACCCUAUACUUUUAAAGACAGUAACGUUACUGUUGAAAAAGGUGUAUCUGUGGUCGUUCCACUAGUUGCACUAGGCCGAGAUCCUGAUCACUAUCCGGAUCCUGAACUGUUUGAUCCAGACCGAUUUAGUUCGCAAAACAAAGACAGUAUAAAUAAGUUCACAUAUAUACCUUUUGGAGAGGGCCCAAGAAAUUGCAUUGGAAAACGCUUCGGUUUGAUGCAGUCAUCAAUUGGGCUAAUCAAGAUACUGAAAACUUAUAAAAUAACAAUAAACAGCAAAACAAAAAUGCCUCUGAAAUUGAAACGUGGAGUAUUUCUGAUGCAGCCAGUUGAUAAAUUAUACGUAACAGCCACCAAAAUUUAAUUUGUACUCUAAAACUCUAAAUGGUCUGUUGUCAGUCAAAAAAACUAGUUUCAGAUAGUGUGGGUUACUUACUACAAAUAUGAAUUGCGUGCAAGAAUUAAAAAUGAACGAAGGAUCUAAAAGUAAAUCAAACGCAGGACAUUUAAAGUGAUUCUGUAUAUUCUGAAGUGUACAACACUGUAAUAAAAGUUGAACAACAAAAACA
Messenger RNA from Dendroctonus ponderosae (mountain pine beetle), 1792 nucleotides. Its product is annotated as probable cytochrome P450 6a13. Gene Ontology annotation, molecular function: oxidoreductase activity, acting on paired donors, with incorporation or reduction of molecular oxygen; iron ion binding; heme binding. Bases 64 to 1587 code for a protein of 507 amino acids. The transcript is spliced from 7 exons. NCBI's taxonomy places the organism in Eukaryota, Metazoa, Arthropoda, Insecta, Coleoptera, Curculionidae. The record is from RefSeq and is a predicted model, not a curated record.